Messenger RNA from Dendrobium catenatum, 1448 nucleotides. RefSeq names its product probable protein phosphatase 2C 62. NCBI's taxonomy places the organism in Eukaryota, Viridiplantae, Streptophyta, Magnoliopsida, Asparagales, Orchidaceae. Bases 214 to 1071 code for a protein of 285 amino acids. The transcript has 5 exons. Gene Ontology annotation, molecular function: protein serine/threonine phosphatase activity. The record is from RefSeq and is a predicted model, not a curated record. Gene Ontology annotation, biological process: protein dephosphorylation. Gene Ontology annotation, cellular component: cytosol; nucleus.
AAAAAAAUCAUGAAAGCAGGCCCGUCCAACAGCCGGCCGCGCAAUAUCCCAGCCGGGAUCCUCGUGUUCCUUGUUAGAGAAAUCCGCCGCCGACCACGCUUCGUGGGCAAGAGAUUUAUUAAAGAGGGAGAGAGGGAGAGUCAGAUUUAAUCCGAAGAAAAGUUUUGGUACAAGAACUUAGGAAGAGCGGACGAAUAAUCAGAUAAUAAAAGAAUGACGGGAAGGGAAAUCCUGCACAAGAUGAAGGUUAAAGCUGGGUUUGGUUCAUCUACAUCAAAUACUGGAAAAGGCAAAACAAAAAUGUAUGGCAAGCGAAUUAGCCAUGGAUACCACUUAGUAAAAGGUCAAACCUUUCACGCAAUGGAGGAUUAUGUGGUAGCUCAGUUUAAGCAUGCCCGUGAUUCAGAGUUGGGUUUAUUUGCGAUAUUUGAUGGCCACCUUGGCCAUGAUGUACCUGACUAUUUGCAAUCACAUCUAUUUGACACUAUUCUAAAGCAGCAGCCUAACUUCUUGACUGACACUGAUGGGGCAAUCAGGAAAGCAUAUGAAAUUACUGACAGUAUGAUUCUUAAUAAGGCAAACAAACUGGGAAAAGGAGGCUCUACUGCAGUAACUGCUAUCCUAAUAGAUGGAUUGAAGCUGGUGGUUGCCAAUGUCGGGGAUUCUCGUGCGGUGCUUUGCAAGGACGGCCUUGCUAAACAACUCUCGGUUGACCAUGAACCUAACAAAGAGCGCAAAUGUAUAGAGAUGAAAGGAGGUUUUGUUUCCAACCUUCCAGGUGAUGUGCCUCGUGUUGAUGGACAGCUAGCUGUAGCAAGGGCAUUUGGAGAUCGUAGCUUGAAGGUGCAUCUCAGUUCAGUUCCAGACGUCAAGGACGUUAUUAUUGAUGAUAAAACUGAGUUUCUUGUCUUAGCAAGUGAUGGAUUGUGGAAGGUUAUGUCAAACCAGGAGGUUGUAGAUGCCAUUAGAGACAUUGAGGAGCCUCAAGUUGCUGCCAAGCAUCUGACAGAGGAGGCUCUAAAAAGAAAGAGCAAGGACGACAUCUCUUGCAUAGUGGUUAAAUUUCAGUAAUCGUUUCCUCCCGCAGCACAAAAUUUCCUUCUCCACUAAAUUAACUGUAAAUAUUUAUUUUUUAUAAAUUGCCGUUAUCAAGUCAUGUUUGAAUAAUAUGUUUUGUAUGUUGAAUAAGACUUCGUUUGAGACAGCUUUUUUGUUGUUUUCGAAAACAGCUUUCUAGUACAAAAUUUUUGUAAAUUAGAAAUUUUUGUACUAAAAAAUCGUUUUAGAGAGGAGCAAAAAAGCUGUCCCAAACGAAGCCUAAGAUUAUAGAAUGAAGAUAGUUGCUUGUGAUUGUAGGCUAUAUAGAUGUCAAUGUUGGGUACAAGUCUUUUGUGAUUUUGAACUAAAUAACCUUCAUUUAUAUGAGAAGCUGCAUAGAUUUCAUCAAA